GGUGUUUACUGCUCUGUGUUUGCUGCGCUGCCCAGGGCACUGUCAGAGCAAACACUGGCCGUGGAGCAGCGUGGGCGAGUGACAGAGCCCAUCUUGCCCCUGUCACAAUGGUCGACCCUACUCUGGCAGAAAUGGGAAAGAAUCUGAAUGAAGCCAUGAAGAUGCUGGAGGACAAUCAGAGAAAAGCGGAGGAGGAAAAUGAAAAGAAGUAUGCACGGAAGGACAUUCCUGGACCACUCCAAGGCAGUGGCCAGGAUAUGGUGAGCAUCCUUCAGUUAGUCCAGAACCUGAUGCAUGGAGAGGAGGAAGAGGAAUCUUCUCCGUCCUAUCGGCUCCAAAAUGUUGGUGAACAGGGUCACAUGGCUCUACUGGGACACAGUUUGGCUGCUUAUAUAUCUGUGCUGGACAGGGAAAGACUGAGAAAACUUACAACAAGGAUCCUUUCUGAUACUACUCUCUGGCUCUGCAGGCUGUUCAGGUAUGAAAAUGGAUCAGCUUAUUACCAUGAAGAUGAUCGUGAAGGUCUCCUAAAAAUCUGUCGCCUCGUUAUUCACACGCGCUAUGAGGAUUACACAAUAGAAGGGUUUAACGUGCUCUGUUCUAAGCAGCCUGUCAUAUACAUCAGUUCUGCAGCCAGAGCAGGCCUGGGCCAAGCUCUCUGCAAUCAGCUGGGGUUGCCCCUUUCCUGCAUGUGCCGUGUGCCUUGUAACACUAUGUUUGGAUCUCAGCACCAAAUGGAUGUUGCUCUGUUGGACAGAGUGAUUAAAGAUGAUGUUGAGUCUGGAAAACUGCCUUUGUUGCUUGUGGCCAAUGCUGGCACUCCCGGCGCGGGGCACACGGACAAGCUGGGCCGGCUGAAGGAGCUCUGUGAGCAGCACAACAUGUGGCUCCACGUGGAAGGUGUGAAUCUGGCAACUUUGGCUUUGGGUUAUGUCUCGUCUUCUGUACUGGCUGCUACCAAAUGUGACAGCAUGACUCUCACCCUGGGUUCCUGGCUGGGGCUCCCAGCUGUGCCUGCAGUGACUCUCUACAGACACGAGGACCCAUCCUUGUCCUUGGCAGCCGGGCUGACAUCAAGCCAGCCCGUGGAGAAGCUCCGUGCGCUGCCCCUGUGGCUGUCCCUGCAGUACCUGGGCCACGACGGCAUCGUGGAGAGGAUAAAACACGCCUCCCAGCUGAGUCAAAGGCUGCUGGAAAACCUGAAAAACCUGGAUUUCAUUAAAACUUCGGUCGAAGAUGAAUUGAGUUCACCAGUGGUGGUUUUCAAGUUUGUCCAGGAAUAUUCAAAUAGAGAUCAGACCUCACAUGCUGCACAGGCCUCAACUAUUCAGCACCCCAUCAUAAGCAACGAAAGACACAUUUAUGACACUUUCAAUCAGUGGCUGGGAGAGCAGCUGGCACAGCUGGUCCCUGCCAGUGGAGUGGAUGUGGUGGAGCUGGAAGAUGAAGGCACCUGUGUGCGCUUCAGCCCCCUGAUGACUUCUGCAGUUUUAGGAACUGAAAUACAAGACAUUGAUCAGUUGGUGGACUGCUUGAAGAUGAAGAUACCAGUAUUGACAAGCACUCUGCAGCUGAGAGAGGAGUUUGAGCAAGAAGUGAGAAGAACAGUUGGCCUGUUGUAUAUUGAAGACCUUGGCUGGCCUGGGUUAGGUGUUGUAAGGUACAACUACCACAGUGAUGAGAAGAAUGAUGACAAACAAGAAAAAGAACUAGAAAAAAUCAAUACAGAACUCCUGAAAAAGUUAAAUGAACUGGAGUCAGAUCUCACUUUUUCUUUGGGUCCAGAAUUUGGGGGGCAGAAGAACUGUGUUUACAUUGGAAUGGUCACGGAGGAUCUGGAUGUGUCGGAGUUGGUUGAAACCAUUGCAGCAACAGGCAGAGAAAUUGAAGAAAAUUCAAGACUAUUGGAAAACAUGACUGAAGUUGUUAGAAAAGGGAUACAGGAAGCACAGCUACAGCUUCAGAAAGCAAAUGAAGAACGACUUCUGGAGGAGGGGCUGCUGCGACAGAUUCCCGUGGUGGGCUCUGUGCUGAACUGGUUUUCCCCUUUCCAAGCCUCUCCGCAGGGAAGGACGUUCAAUUUGACAGCAGGCUCUCUGGAAUCCACAGAAUCCACGUACGUGUCAAAGGCCCAAGGAACAGGCACCACUCCACCACCUACUCCCACCUCCAGCCUUGCAAAGCAAAGACUUCCUGGUCAGAAAGCUUUUAAAAGGUCUCUACGAAGCUCUGAUGGGUUCAGUGAGACCAGUUCCAUCAGCCACUGUGAUGACCUGGAGAAGAUGGAUCAGAAACCCCCAGCUCUAUCCCCCAGCCAAGAGCAAGGACCUUUGGAGACAGAAAAACCAGAGGAGCAAAAGGAGGUGGCACAGGCACAGACAAACACUGAGGACACUCACAGUGACAAAUCACCACCUGACUGUGCAAAGGGAGAGGAUCAAGCAAGUGAAAGAUAAAAUCCAGUGUGGAUUUCAGACUUUGCCAAGGCAGCCCCUGCCCAGGGAGGCAGGGUGUUAAUGAUGCAUUGCAAAUGUGAACAGUGCCACACACUAGUACAGUAAUAACUACUGUAAGUUAUUAACUGGGAUUUUGCACAAAUAUAAAUUCCCUCCCCUGGGACAGAGAUUUGUCUUAUCAUACUCUUGUUACAGUUGCUUUAAUCCUCUACAUGUUGGUGUCACCAAAGCAGUAGUGAAAUUUAUUAAGUGCUCAUAAACAUUUGUAAAAACACUUGGCAAUUAUCCUUCCUGCAGGAGUCUCUGCAUGGUAACACUUGCUAACGAACCCAUCAGCCAUGCACAAGGGUAAAAACACAGUUGCACCCAAUAAUUAUAAAAUGAUCUUAUGCUACUACAUUUUAUAUAAAAAACCCCCAAACAAACAACUGCCAGUUGUUCACCUUUUUAGUAUUUACAGUUGAGUUUAUCCUCUCCUGCAGUCACACUACUGUCCUGCUUCCCCUUGUUACCUUAUCCAGCACCUUGCCUGGCAGCCGCUCUGGGAGGGCCCGUGUAAAUGAGGCUCACUGAGCGUGCUUGGCCAGCCACCCUUUGUUCUGCUGUUGUACUUCACCCACCCAGCCUGGGUGCAGUGGGGACCAAAUUCAUGAGUUCUGGGCCCUUUAGAAAGAGACAGUGCCUCUGCAUGCCUGAGCAGCUCCCUGCUUCCACCCCUGGGAAGGAUCACCAAGGCACCGUUGCGUUCCUUUGCACGGCAUUCACACGCCAAAUCCGCUCGCACACGUCGAUGUGGUGUAACUGGAGUUCUUUCUGUUGUGUAUUUUUAAAGAUAGCUGUAGUAAAGCUUGAAAAACCAAUACA
This is a messenger RNA of Empidonax traillii (willow flycatcher), 3320 nucleotides long. RefSeq names its product pyridoxal dependent decarboxylase domain containing 1 (gene PDXDC1). Bases 108 to 2456 code for a protein of 782 amino acids. Lineage: Eukaryota; Metazoa; Chordata; Aves; Passeriformes; Tyrannidae. The record is from RefSeq and is a predicted model, not a curated record. The transcript is spliced from 23 exons. Gene Ontology annotation, molecular function: carbon-carbon lyase activity; pyridoxal phosphate binding. Gene Ontology annotation, cellular component: intracellular membrane-bounded organelle. Gene Ontology annotation, biological process: carboxylic acid metabolic process.